Brugia malayi is the source of this 420-nucleotide messenger RNA. RefSeq names its product astacin protease 7, putative (gene Bma-ttr-52). Gene Ontology annotation, cellular component: cell surface. The transcript has 2 exons. The coding region runs from base 1 to 420 and encodes 139 amino acids. The record is from RefSeq and is a predicted model, not a curated record. Lineage: Eukaryota; Metazoa; Nematoda; Chromadorea; Rhabditida; Onchocercidae.
AUGGAUCAUCAAAUAGUGGUGGCAUUUCUGCUUAUUCUUUUAUCACUAAGAAUCUAUGGCAAAUCGGAAUGCAUGCAAAUUAUUGGUACUCUUGUUUGUCCUCAAAAAUCUAUGCUAGCAGGAAAUGUGCAAAUUGAUUUGAAGGACGAAGAUUCACUGCCAUGGGAAAGCCACGAUCAGAUGGGUCGAACUUGGUCUCAUGCUGAUGGUUCAUUUAUGAUUUCUGGAUGUGGGGCUGAUUUUGGUCCAUUCAAUGAACCAGAUCCAUAUAUUAUUAUUGAACAUAAAUGCCCCAGUGUUUUAAGGUCAACAAUAGGAAAUAUUGGUUCAACAAGAAAAACGCAAUUUGCGUUAACUAAAGUAUUUAUGCCAAAAAUCUUAAAUAUUGGUAAAAUUUUUCUGGAUGAUUCGGAUUUGUAG